AUGAUCGUCGAGACGGAGGCCUAUAUGGGAGUGACGGACAAGUCGUGCCACACAUACGGCGGCCGUCGGACCAAAUGCAAUGAAGCCAUGUUUAUGUCUUCGGGAACUAUAUAUGUGUAUAAAAUUCAUGGUAUAUAUCAUUGUUUCAAUUUGUCGGCCGAAGAGGAGGGAGCGGUUGUACUGUUGAGAGCUGUCCAGCCGUUAGAGGGAAUCGAUUCCAUGAAUCAAUUGAGGACUCAAUUUCAGCGAAGACGUCGUCAGACGAGUAGCGAUGAUAAUAGGGUUGAGAAGCCAUACAAACCUAAAAUGUUGGCCAACGGACCCUCAAAAUUGUGUAUAGCUUUUGACAUAACUAAGGAUAAUAUGAAUAAAGUGGACAUAACUAACAGUUCCCUCAUUUGGAUCGAG
This is a messenger RNA of Medioppia subpectinata, 408 nucleotides long. The record is from the annotation of a GenBank genome assembly. NCBI's taxonomy places the organism in Eukaryota, Metazoa, Arthropoda, Arachnida, Sarcoptiformes, Oppiidae.